ACCUCUGGCGCCUGCUGGAGAGGCCCCUUCCUGACUUGCAGGGAUCGGCUGCCAUGUCCCACCGGAAGUUUUCUGCCCCUCGGCAUGGACACCUGGGCUUCCUGCCCCACAAGAGGAGCUGCCGGCACCGGGGCAAAGUGAAGACGUGGCCGCAAGACGACCCCAGCCGGCCAGUGCACCUCACCGCCUUCCUGGGCUACAAGGCAGGCAUGACCCACACCCUGCGUGAGGUGCACCGGCCGGGGCUGAAAAUUUCCAAGCGGGAAGAGGUAGAGGCAGUAACGAUUGUGGAGACACCACCCGUAGUGGUGGUGGGCGUGGUGGGCUAUGUGGCCACCCCUCGAGGCCUGCGGAGCUUCAAGACCAUCUUCGCAGAACACCUCAGCGAUGAGUGCCGCCGCCGCUUCUACAAGGACUGGCACAAGAGCAAGAAGAAAGCCUUCACCAAGGCCUGCAAGAGGUGGCGGGACACUGAUGGCAAGAAGCAGCUCCAAAAAGAUUUUGCUGCCAUGAAGAAGUAUUGCAAGGUCAUUCGGGUCAUUGUCCACAGCCAGAUGAAGCUGUUGCCCUUCCGGCAGAAGAAGGCCCACAUCAUGGAGAUCCAGCUGAACGGUGGUACAGUGGCAGAGAAGGUGGCCUGGGCCCAGGCCCAGCUGGAGAAGCAGGUGCCGGUGCAUAGUGUGUUCAGCCAGAGUGAGGUCAUUGAUGUCAUCGCUGUCACCAAGGGCCGGGGCAUCAAAGGGGUCACAAGCCGUUGGCAUACCAAGAAGCUGCCACGGAAGACCCACAAGGGGCUGCGCAAAGUGGCCUGCAUUGGUGCCUGGCACCCCGCCCGUGUGGGCUGCUCCAUCGCCCGGGCUGGGCAGAAGGGCUACCACCACCGCACGGAGCUCAACAAGAAGAUUUACCGCAUUGGCCGGGGGCUGCACAUGGAGGAUGGGAAGGUGGUCAAGAACAAUGCGUCCACCAGCUAUGAUGUGACCGACAAGUCCAUCACGCCGCUGGGCGGCUUCCCCCACUAUGGGGAAGUCAACAAUGACUUCGUCAUGCUGAAGGGUUGCAUUGCGGGUACCAAGAAGCGGGUCAUUACGCUGAGAAAGUCCCUCCGGGUGCACCACAGCCGCCAAGCCUUGGAGAAUAUUGAACUCAAAUUCAUCGACACCACCUCCAAGUUUGGCCAUGGCCGCUUCCAGACUGCCCAAGAGAAGAGGGUCUUCAUGGGCCCCCAGAAGAAGCAUUUCGGGAAGGAAAAGCCGGAGACCAUAGGAGACUUGUAGG
This is a messenger RNA of Galeopterus variegatus (Sunda flying lemur), 1278 nucleotides long. RefSeq names its product ribosomal protein L3-like (gene RPL3L). Gene Ontology annotation, biological process: ribosomal large subunit assembly; translation. Bases 54 to 1277 code for a protein of 407 amino acids. NCBI's taxonomy places the organism in Eukaryota, Metazoa, Chordata, Mammalia, Dermoptera, Cynocephalidae. The record is from RefSeq and is a predicted model, not a curated record. Gene Ontology annotation, molecular function: RNA binding; structural constituent of ribosome. The transcript has 10 exons. Gene Ontology annotation, cellular component: ribosome; cytosolic large ribosomal subunit.